Molecule: messenger RNA, 4073 nt
Organism: Brassica napus (rape)
Lineage: Eukaryota; Viridiplantae; Streptophyta; Magnoliopsida; Brassicales; Brassicaceae
Product: meiosis-specific protein ASY2-like
Exons: 4
Coding region: 959-3883 (974 amino acids)
Source: RefSeq, a predicted model, not a curated record
AGUCUGUGAUAUAUCGUCUCUGUUUAAGGUGAGUUUGGUCUCAGAAGAAGUAAACAAUACUAGAAAUGGGUCGAACAGAGGCGUUUAUUAGAUUUCGAGAUGAUGUUACAAAGGUGGAGAAAGUAAAAGCAAGCCGGAGCUCGUGAGAGCUUAAACCGGAAAAGUACAAAUAGCAGAGAGAUGAUUGUACGGAUGAUAAACCCUAAUCUCGCCGCUAAGUUUGUGUAGCUAAGUGUCGAUGCCUUUCUCCUUUGCUUUCCUCUCCUUUUAUACUCUGUUCGAUUACCUUAACCUAAACUCUUUUUACUAAUUGGGCUUUGUCGGCCUUUCGGGCCUGAUUAUGAGAUGCUCGCUGAGCCGUUGAGUCGAUCAACCUCGCUCCGCUUGCUCUCUGCUUCGACUAUCAGCGCUCCCUGUCGAGUCGAUCUCUCGAGAAUCGGCUUCUGCGCCGAUGUCGACUCGGUUUGCUGGACUGGGCCCUUUGUUCGAUGGGCUUUGUGGAUGGGUUAAAUCCAUCCCCAACAGUAAGUCCCCCCCCAGUUCAUUGAUGGUCGAGCAAUCGAUCUUUGAUGAAUUUGGUGCCUGUGGUUCGGAGAACAAAAGGUUCAAUCCGAGCAAAUGACAGGUCGUUGGGGAGUCAAUCCGUUCAAUUGAUACUCCUCGAUCGAGGGAAUGGAUUGAUGCGUCCGUUUCUCACGCGUUGCGAUCGUGAGAUAAACGCUUACGGGUCGAGAAUACGGACCGGCGCAUCUGUUGAUCACGCGCCUAAUUGGGUUUAGGCCCACUUAGGCCUUAUUAGGCGUAAUGAUGACGCUUUGAUCCCCGCGCUUAUCUCUCUCUAUAAAUAGCGACCCCCUCUCCACUUCUUUUCAUUUUCCUCCGCAGCGCUAAGGUACUUUCUCUCUCUACGCUCCUUUCUCUCUCUUUAUCUCUGUUUUUAGAUCUGCGAGUAUCCGAGAUGUCGUCAUCUCAUCGUUUGACGCGAGAACAAAAGGGAAAGGGGGCGGUCUCUUCUCGGGACUCCGGCGAUAUCCAUCACGAAGCGAUGAUGGAUACGGGGAAUAUGGAUUUAUCGCAGCGUCUCUUGGUCUCGGAAGCGAGAGAACAGUUCCGGGGUGACGACGACGGUCAAGAAGCGGUCGACGCCUCGAUUGUCCCGAUCAGCUACUACCCUGGGAACAUCUUUGCUGAGGAGAGCCCCCUGGAGGUUUGGAGAAUUCGACCUUCGGUCGUCGAUGGACAAAAUUGGUCCAACGUCGAGAGGACGAAGUCUACCGUGGAGUCGGUGGAAGCUCUCCUCCGAGAUCUCAAUGCACAUGGGGUUUCGUUCAUCGUUCCAAAACGGGAUCAGAGGCCUUGGUCGCCUCCGAAGGGAUAUCAAUGCAUUUACGAAUCGUAUUUUCGGAGCGACACGAAGUUGUGGUUUCCAAUUCCCCGAAUUGUCACGGCUUACGCGUUUCGCAGAGGAGUCGCCUUAAGCCAGUUGAUGAACGGUUCUCUUCGGUUAAUGGUCGUUCUAUCGGUGAUCGCGGCUGAGGCAGGGACAUCGAUGAGUGUGAGGUCGUUUGAGGAGUUGACUUCAGUCUCAAUUUCCGAUGAUGGGCUCGUCUCGACGAGGAUGCGCCCAAAUUAUAACGUGGUCACGGGGUACCCGACCAAAACCUCAGACUGGCAGCGUUCGUAUUUUUAUGUGAAGUCGAACAGAUCAGCGUUCGAGGAGCCUCCGAAGUCUGGUUAUCGCGUUCUCUGGAAUGCAGAGAUGGUUGGUCAUCCGAAUCUCGCCACUUAUCCCGAGGAUUGGAAGGAGAGUGCUCGGAUCGUUGCGCUGCAGAAGCAAGAUCACUGGGAGGACUUUACUCGGGAGAGAAUUCAAAGAUCCAUAGAUCAAAUUGCUAGUCAACGUUGGAUCUCAAACUUGCUUCCCCUCGUCAAUCAAUCGACUUCGAAGAGACUAUCCCUCUUUACUCAAGCUGAGCAGAAAGAGAUCAACCGAGCCAAGACAAUGAAGCAAUUGCCCGACCUUAGCCUUAUUGUGGCUGAAAAGAUAGGCGCCAAGCGAGGCGCUUCUGGGAGCAGGGUUGGCCCUUCGGGGUUGGAAGCGGUAGAGGCGACCCCAAUUGCUGCUGAGCAAACGCGUACUGGUGGCUCCUCGAAGAAAAGCAAGAAAAAGGCCGAGGGUCCGAAGGAAUCUUCUGAGCCCGGGCAAACUGGGGCAGACGGUUCCUCUAAAAAAGGGGGGAAGAAACGGAAAGCCGGAGAUUUGCCCGCCGAGGACGCUCCUAAGAAGAAAAAGAUGAAGAAGAAAGAAUUGGCUAUGCCCCGCUCAUCCUCGGUCUGCGAAGAGGAACUUCAGGCUCUAGUUCCUGAAGCUAUCCCUGAGGUUGGGACCUCGGAGGAUGAUGAGAAUGAGACUAUCGCCCUCCGCCGACGGAGACGGGAGAGUCGAGUCACCGAGGAGGUAUCCCGUGGAACCUUGGCCGGUGAUCUACCUUCUACUGAGGUUCCGAGGGGAAUAUCGACUUUGGGAGGACAGCGGGACCGCUCGAGGAAUGAGUCCCCUGCUCAUGUCACGGAGGGAUCUGAGACCCGAGUAUCCGGUCGCCCUAAGGAAACCCCGGCAGAUGAGUUCAGAUUCGAGUUUAACCGUGAGCUUCCGCUGGCUUGCUACCCGGAAGAUUGUGCUCGCCUGUUACGGUUGGUCAAAGGCGGUCCCGAUCAACUCCCUUCAGUGGGAGAUCUCAUCUUCAAAGAUGAGUAUGAGCACGCCUCUUGCUCGUCUGUAAAGAGCCACGGCGACUGGAAUGUUCUGGUCGGGAAGUAUGACACAGCCCUUAGGCGGGCCAGAGAGCAGAUCCGUGAGAGCGAAGAAGCCAAGAAGAAAGCGGAGGAGGCUCUUCGGGUGUCUUCGCGGGAAAAGGCUGAAGCCAUUGCUCGGGAGAAAUCUCUCAGGAAAGCGUUUGACGAGACGCGAACGUCUGAUGCGGCUGAACUGCAGAUGUGUAAGGAGGCGAUGAACAAUCUCGAGUUCGUGGUGGAUAAGCAGCGGAAGGAAAAGGCUGAUCUAGAGGCAAAAAUGGCUGCGGAAUUGCUAAGGCAUUCCGAGGAGAUGGACAGGCUUCGGAAAUCUCGUAAAUACGAGGUCACGCACGAGAGGGUUCGCGUGCUGAUUGCCAUGAUCGCUAAAGCCGAGAAACGCUUUCAUAGGAUUUCCCUUCGUGAAGACAAAAGGGACAAAUACGACGAUGCUCGGUGUCUCUAUAGUCAAGCCUUCGGGACGAGGAAAUGUCUCGAGCAAAUCAAGGCCUCUGGUGUUGAGAUCCCGCAGGAAACCAUCGACUUCUUCAUCGGGCAAGAGAAGCACUACGAGGAAGAAGCAGAGCGUUUGGAGGUAAAGGAGAUUCCGGCGGAAGAUCUUUGCCUUUCUCCGCUAGUGUUGGAGUCUCGAUUUUUGAUCGAGGAAAUUUGGCGUCAGCUUGACCCGUUUGGGUCGAAUAUUAAUCUGAUCGAUUCGGAGGCCGCUAUUGCUCUGCGUACUCCUCUUCGUCCUGAAGAUCCGGUGGAGAAGCCCGCUCAAACUGCUGUAUCUUCCAACCAACCCACCGAUCAAGAUGCUGAUCUCGCGAAGCAGACAUCGGCGGGAGCGGUUGUUCACAAGGACGGGGCAGUGCCGACCAUUGUGCUAACAGAUUCCCCCGCUAAGGCGUCGAAGAAUGCCAGCUCAUCUGCUUCCUCGUCGGAAGACCCGGAGAAGGGUGACGAUGAUCCCGCGGGGAUGCCUAUUGCGGACGCGACUGCUCCAGCCCCAGCCAAAUUUGGUCGCAUCUCGGGUCCCGGAGAAAAAGACGGUGAUGGUGGCAAGAACCUUCCCGCUGGUGACGAAUAGGGCUAUCUGGUCGAGGACCUUCUCUUCCUGUUGUAAUUUCGCAGUUUGCUUUUUAGUAGACUUUUUCUCCUUAUGUUGUGCUUUGGUCUCGUUGAGACCUUUGAACCUUUAUGUACCGUUGGCCCAUAUGGGUCUUGUUGUUCGAUACUCGGGAUGUUUUUCCCCUUUUUUUUUAAAGGCUUUUAUCAAA